UAAAAAUUGCUUGGGGGAUGGGAUGGAUGACAUAGGUUGGAGUGGCUGGGGGCGGGCGGUGUGUAUAAAACGUGAGUUCUUUGCCCAGCCUCCGUCUUCUCCUCCUCUUCACACACAUCCAGUUGCAGGCGCCCGAACUCUCUCAGAUAUACGAAACACAGACGCACCCAUAUAUAUUAAUAAAACUUAUUGGGUGACUCCAAGGUUUGAGGGGGGUUUUUUUUUUUUUAAUUAAUUUCUGGAUUCAUCCUAAAACCCUAGCUUUAUUCACCAAUAGCUUUAUUCUUCAAUCAAAUUUUUAGGUAUUCAGUGGGAGUAAAUUUGGCGAGUUUUUUUAGUUAAUUAGGGUUUUGGGAUUUCGUAGUAAUAAUGGAUGAUCUUGAAAAGGCGAUUUUAAUAUGCUUUGAUGAAUCUGGGACUGUAGAUUCAGAACUGAAAUCAAAGGCAGCGACUUUUAUUCAGCAAAUUAAAGAGACUCUAUCCAUUCCUUCCAUAUGUAUAGAGAAGCUCUGUUUUUCUAAGUUAGUUCAAGUCCAAUUCUGGUGUUUGCAAUGCCUCCACGAGGCCCUUCGCGACAAAUACUCAUCAAUGGGUCUAGAGGAGAAGUCCUUUAUUCGGAAAUCCAUAUUUUCAAUGGCUUGUUGCGAGGCUGUUAAUGUUAAUGACCACAACUCUGUUCUGGUUUUGGAGGGCCAGGCAUUUAUAAAGAACAAGCUUGCUCAGGUUGUUGUGACAUUAAUAUAUUUUGAGUACCCAUCAAUUUGGCCUUCUGUUUUUAUUGAUUUCUUGCCAAAUUUGAGUAAAGGCCGGGUGGUUAUCGAUAUGUUUUGUCGGAUUUUGAAUGCGUUGGAUGAUGAAGUAAUCAGCUUAGACUAUCCACGAAAUGGGGAUGAGAUGGCUGUGGCGGGGAGGAUUAAGGAUGCAAUGAGGGCACAAUGCGUGCCUCAGAUUGUAAGGGCAUGGUAUGACGUUGUGUUGAUGUACCGGAAUUCGGACCCGGAGUUGUGUACUGGUGUUUUAGAUUCUAUGAGGAGGUACAUAUCAUGGAUUGACAUUAGCUUGAUUGUGAACGAAUCAUUUACUAGUUUGUUUUUUGAAUUGAUGUUGGUGGAUGGGUUUCCAGAUCAGCUUCGGGCUGCUGCUGCCAGUGUUCUUCUUGCAGCGGUCUCUAAGCGGAUGGAUUCAAAGUCAAAACUUGCCCUUUUAAAGAGUCUUCAUAUAAGAAGGGCUUUUGGAUUGGUAGCAGGGGAUAGUGACUCUGAGUUGGUUUCUGGCGUGGCUUCUUUGCUUACUGGCUAUGCUGCUGAGGCUUUGGAAUGUUCCAAGCGUUUGAGCCCCAGUGACGGUAAAGAGAUUUCAUUGGAGCUGUUGAAUGAGGUUUUGCCGUCGGUUUUUUAUGUAAUGCAGAGCUGUGAAGUUGAUGCAACGUUCAGCAUUGUUCAGUUUCUUUCUGGUUAUGUUAAUACAAUGAAAAGUCUUUCCAUGCUGACAGAAACACAGCUACUUCAUGUGCGACAGAUAUUAGAAGUGAUUCGAGUGCAGAUUCAGUUUGAUCCUAUCUACCGCAAUAAUCUUGAUGUGUUGGACAAGAUCGGGAGAGAAGAAGAAGAUAGGAUGGUGGAGUUUAGGAAAGAUUUAUUUGUAUUGCUUCGCAGUGUAGGUUGUGUAGCACCUGACAUGACUCAGAUUUUUAUCAGGAACUCAUUAGCAAGUGCUGCUGCAUCAUCAGAGGAUAGAAAUGUUGAAGUGGUAGAAGCUGCACUUUCCUUAUUUUAUGCUCUUGGAGAAUCAAUAAGUGAUGAUAUGAUGAGGACUGCAAGUGGUCAAUUGGGAGAGCUGGUUCUGAUGCUUUUAUCAACGAGAUUUCCUUGUCAUUCCAAUAGGAUUGUGGCACUUGUUUUCCUGGAAACGAUAACAAGAUAUAUGAAGUUUGUGCAGGAGAACACUCAAUAUAUUCCUGUAGCCCUGGGUGCCUUUCUUGACGAAAGAGGUAUACACCAUUCAAAUGUCAAUGUGAGUCGAAGGGCAAGUUAUCUUUUCAUGAGAGUUGUCAAAUUGCUCAAAGCAAAGCUUGUUCCUUAUAUAGAGACAAUCUUGCAGAGUCUACAAGAUACAGUUGCACAGUUUACUAGAAUGGAUGGUUCAUCAAAAACACAAUCGGGAUCUGAAGAUGGUAGUCACAUUUUUGAGGCAAUUGGGUUAUUAAUUGGAAUGGAAGAUGUACCACUUGAAAAGCAAUCUGACUACCUAGCUGCCUUGCUUACUCCUCUCUGUCAGCAGGUUGAAUUUGCCCUCUUAAAUGCUCAAACUCAGAUUCCCGAUGAAUCUGCGACAAAUAUAGCAAAGAUCCAGCAAAUAAUUAUGGCCAUUAAUGCCCUCAGCAAGGGCUUCAGUGAGCGUCUUGUAACUGCCAGUCGCCCUGCUAUUGGUCUCAUGUUCAAACAGACAUUAGAUGUUCUCCUACAACUACUAGUUGUCUUUCCGAAGAUAGUACCACUACGGUGUAAGGUCACUUCAUUUAUUCACCGUAUGGUGGAUACCUUGGGAGCAUCAGUGUUCCCAUAUCUUCCCAAGGCACUGGAGCAGUUGCUAGCAGAAAGUGAGUCAAAGGAACUGGUGGGUUUUUUGGUACUUCUUAACCAGCUCAUCUGCAAAUUCAACACUGGAGUCUAUGACAUAUUGGAGGAAGUGUACCCUGUUAUUGCUGGUAGGCUGUUUAGUAUUCUCCCAAGAGGUGAUAUUCCAUCAGGACCUGGUGGCAGUACUGAGGAAAUCCGCGAGCUGCAAGAGCUUCAGCGAACAUUUUACACAUUUCUUCAUGUGAUUGCUACUCAUGAUCUAUCACCAAUUUUCCUUUCCCCAAGAGGUCAGGGUUACUUGGAUCCAAUGAUGCAAUUGCUGUUAUAUGCAUCUUGUUAUCAUAAUGGUAUCGCUGUACGGAAGGCAUGUGUACAGAUAAUAAUAAGGCUAAUUAAAGAUUGGUGUACCAGGCCUUAUAGUGAAGAAAAGGUUCCUGGUUUUCGAAGUUUUGUCGUUGAGGUGUUUGCAACCAAUUGUUGUCUCUACAGUGUGCUUGACAAGUCCUUUGAUUUUCGUGAUGCAAACACUCUUAGCUUGUUCGGAGAAAUAGUGCUAGCUCAGAAGGUCAUGUAUGAGAAAUUUGGCAAUGAUUUUCUUCAUCAUUUUGUAUCAAAAGGUUUCUCCAAUGCGCAUUGCCAUCAAGACUUUGUAGAACAGUAUUGUCAGAAGCUGCAGGGUAAUGACAUCAAGGCUCUGAAAUCUUUUUACCAGUAUCUUAUUGAACAUUUGAGACACCAACAAAAUGGCAGCUUGGUUGCUAGAUAACAUGUCAUAAUACACACCAAUAAUUAUAUUUGCUAAAUGCUUAAUGCCUUUACCAGUUGAGCUGCUCCAUUUUUUUCAACAAUAGGGUUCUUUUCUGUAAAUACCGUUCAUUUGGCUAUGAUAGACACAAAGGUAUGGCCAUAAACAAUGUUCUUCUUGGCACAAGUUUUAUGUCCUACAUAAUUUGAUACUUCUUGAGUGCUAACGUGUUCCUAUUGCAUUGGCACGGGAGAUGUAAAUUUGUGAAAGUGGUUCAUAUGAAAUGCUAUAUUAUUACUCAGUUUUGGUGCUGAGCAUUUCACUAAAGCUUUGGCAAGGGCGGUUCUGCAUAAACCGAAUUUUGUUUAUUGGGAUUACUUUACUCUUCAUUGUGUGAUCUACCAACAAAGUUUUCUAGUUCCUUUCUGAGGGAAACAAAUGAAGUUAUUACUUCUCGGGGUUCUACUAAAGACUGAUUCUGUUUUUAGUUUUGCCAUAAGAAAAAGGAGGGGAAUUUUCUCUGUUUCUUUCUUCAUCCUCUUCUUGAAAUGCAGUUUUAUUCUUUAGAUUUUUUCUACUUUUUAUAUAUGGGUUGAUUCUUUAGCUUUUAGUUUGUUGAAUUUAUGAAUGCUAUAAUGAAGAGAAGGAUCGUGCAGUUGUACAGUGAAUAUGAUUUUGAUUUCAUUGUC
Messenger RNA from Olea europaea var. sylvestris, 4013 nucleotides. RefSeq names its product exportin-T-like. NCBI's taxonomy places the organism in Eukaryota, Viridiplantae, Streptophyta, Magnoliopsida, Lamiales, Oleaceae. Gene Ontology annotation, molecular function: tRNA binding; small GTPase binding. Gene Ontology annotation, cellular component: nuclear pore; cytoplasm; nuclear matrix. The transcript has 15 exons. The record is from RefSeq and is a predicted model, not a curated record. Gene Ontology annotation, biological process: tRNA re-export from nucleus. The coding region runs from base 370 to 3345 and encodes 991 amino acids.